AUGGUCACAACAAUGAAUCAGGUGCUCCCUUCGGAAAUUAUUGGUCAUAUUUUUGAAUAUCUACCGUGGACAUACUUCUCAUCUCUUUUCAAAGAGGAUCCUUGUCUGAUAGCAACAUGUUGUGGUCAUCAAACUAUUCAACAAAAACUCAUGUUCAAUUAUAUUGCCAGUUUACAAAUUGAUGACAAUAAUCAAUCCCGAUAUUUCAAUACCAAGAGGUCAAACAUUGCAAGUCACAGGCGGAAGUACUUUAAUAGAGGAAAGGAAUUUGUGGAUCCAAUUACAAAGGUUGUGCACACUCCGAAUCAAACCUUGAUGAUUUUCUAUCCAAGAAAGAGUUUGGUUGUAUUAUUCGAAAUUAUUGGACCUUAUUUGAAGAGGAGAAUUUAUGAUAUUUCAUCUGGUGGUGAUAAUUAUGCAAUAAUGGAACAUGAUGCAAAAAUCAGAAAGAGAUUUCUUUCACAUUUUGGAAAAAUAGUACAAUCUUUGAAAUUAUAUCAAUGUAGAAGUGGAGCAGUUGUGAGGAGGUGA
Naegleria gruberi is the source of this 531-nucleotide messenger RNA. RefSeq lists its product as uncharacterized. The transcript has a single exon. NCBI's taxonomy places the organism in Eukaryota, Heterolobosea, Eutetramitea, Acrasida, Naegleriidae. The record is from RefSeq and is a predicted model, not a curated record. Bases 1 to 531 code for a protein of 176 amino acids.